AUGGAGGACACAGGCCCAGUUACCCAGGAGCCUCCUAAGAUGGUCUGUAAAAAGGAAGAGGUGAGCGAUGAGGAGGAAGAGAAGAGUCACACACAACACUUGGGCCUCCAUUUCAUGACUAACUUGGAGAGAAGAAGUGUGGAUAUCAAGAAAGAGGACUGUGAAUGGGAAUAUGUGCCCUUUUCUCAGGACUGUCCUACCAUUAAGGAGGAGGACUGCAAAUAUGAGCCAACAUUUCACAGCACUGACAUGCAGGGAACUGAAAUGGUAAGCAGUGUGAAAAAAGAAGAAGUAAAAUGCGAGUUUGUGUCUCAGCACGAGUGUUCAGAUGUCACAGGAUCAGACCUCACUCUGAAGAGUCAGCACACCCUACAGUGUCACUCUGUCCUCGUGAAGUCCGAGUGUUUGGAGUCUGACAUGACCAGGAUUAAGAAAGAAUUAAGUUCCUGUCCAUCUGGAGAAGGUUUACAGGAAAGUGACACCCUUUUUCCAUCAAUUUUUCCUCUUCACUGCACACUGUCUCAAAAUGAAAACAUAAAGAAACCGAUAUCUGAAGCAGACAGUUUGUUACCAGCCCAUAGCAAACAAUUCUUCACCAGUGGUGAUUUUCAAACACACAGAAGAAUUUGUAAUAAAGAGAAAGCACAUUGCUGUUCUAAUUGUGGCAAGCAAUUUUCUUACAAGAGCACUCUUAUGACCCACAAAAAAAUUCACACUGGAGAGAAACCAUAUUGCUGUUCUGACUGUGGUAAACGAUUUAGGACCAGUGGUGAUCUUCAAAGCCACAGACGGAUUCACACUGGAGAGAAGCCAUAUUGCUGUUCUGACUGUGGUAAACGAUUUAGGACCAGUGGUGAUCUUCAAAUCCACAGACUGGUUCACACUGGAGACAAGCCAUAUUGCUGUUCUGACUGCAGUAAACAAUUCUCUAGAAGAAACUCUCUUCUUACCCACAGACGGAUUCACACUGGUGAGAAGCCAUAUUCCUGUACUGAAUGUGGCAAACAAUUCUACAGGAGUUGCCAUCUUCAUUCCCAUAAAAGAAUUCACACUGGAGUGAAGCCGUUUUGCUGUACUGACUGUCAUAAACGAUUUAAGACCAGUGGUGUUCUUCGACGCCACAGAUGGGUUCACACUGGAGAGAAGCCAUAUUGCUGUUCUGACUGCAGUAAACAACUCUGUAGAAGAAGCUCUCUUCUUACCCACAGACGUAUUCACUCUGGUGAGAAACCAUAUUGCUGUUCUCAGUGUUGUAAACAAAAAGAGCUCUAUAGCCACAAGAGAAUUCACAUGGGAGAGAAGCCAUAUUGCUAUGUCGAAUGUGGCAAACGAUUUCCACAGAUAAGUGCAUUUCAGUCACACAUGGCAGUACAUACUGGUGAGCAAACCUGUUGCUGUUCUGAGUGUGAUACACACAAGAAUUCACACUUGGAGAGAAACCCUAUUCCUGCUCUGAAUGCAGCAAAUGGUGCUCAGCGACAUGCAAAACUUCACAGUGCAGGGAAGCCAUAUUGCUGUUCUGAAUGUAGCAAACGGUUCUACAGCAGCAAUCUCCUUCAGUGA
Molecule: messenger RNA, 1563 nt
Organism: Polypterus senegalus (gray bichir)
Lineage: Eukaryota; Metazoa; Chordata; Cladistia; Polypteriformes; Polypteridae
Product: gastrula zinc finger protein XlCGF57.1-like
Exons: 4
Coding region: 1-1563 (520 amino acids)
Biological process (GO): regulation of transcription by RNA polymerase II
Molecular function (GO): DNA-binding transcription factor activity; RNA polymerase II cis-regulatory region sequence-specific DNA binding
Source: RefSeq, a predicted model, not a curated record